Molecule: messenger RNA, 624 nt
Organism: Trematomus bernacchii (emerald rockcod)
Lineage: Eukaryota; Metazoa; Chordata; Actinopteri; Perciformes; Nototheniidae
Exons: 4
Coding region: 1-612 (203 amino acids)
Source: RefSeq, a predicted model, not a curated record
AUGGAAGAGGGAAGUGGUGAGGAGCAGGAGAAGGAUUGGGGCAGAGCCGAGGUUUUCAGUGAUGGAGGGCAGGAAGGAUGGCUGGUGCAGGUUAAGGAAGUAGUGGAGAUAUCUGAAGAAUUUCAUCGGAUCAGCAAAGACCUCCUGGGGACGUUCGGUGCAGCCUUUGACAAACAUGUGCCUUGCCUGCUGAAACUGUACCGGGCUAGGAAGGGAGCUUUUGGACAGAAGAUGGAAGACUUCUUGGAAACAUUUGAUGAACAAACAUCCGACAUUGUGUCUCACCAAAAGACAGCAGCACUGAGAGGCCUGCCCAUUUUUGUCCGAGAUGACACAACCAAGUUUCUUCUGGAGUGUUUGGACACUGACCAUGAAGAACGAUUGCUCAGAGGUGUGUCUGUGGCCAUCCUCACCGUCAUUGAAGAUGAUGAUGCCGCCAUAUCACCAAAUGUGCGAGACGUGGCUGUUGUGUUGGAAGGGACCAUUGUACUGCAUGACCUACCAGACCUCUCUACUGCCUUUGCAUACCUCUUUGGCCUACUUUAUGCAAUGAACAUGGAUUUUCCAAAGGAGAUGAGGUAUACCUUUGAAGCCAUUCAGACUAUCUUUUAAGAGCUUGGCUCU